This is a messenger RNA of Candoia aspera, 2055 nucleotides long. RefSeq names its product vomeronasal type-2 receptor 26-like. Gene Ontology annotation, biological process: G protein-coupled receptor signaling pathway. Gene Ontology annotation, cellular component: plasma membrane. The record is from RefSeq and is a predicted model, not a curated record. Gene Ontology annotation, molecular function: G protein-coupled receptor activity. Bases 1 to 2055 code for a protein of 684 amino acids. NCBI's taxonomy places the organism in Eukaryota, Metazoa, Chordata, Lepidosauria, Squamata, Candoiidae. The transcript has 4 exons.
AUGGUUCCCCCAGAAGCCCUUCAACAUGCAGGGAUUGUAUCACUACUCCUGCAUUUUAAAUGGACAUGGGUUGGGGUCCUUGUAGUGGACAGUGAUCAUGGAGAAGAAAUUAUACAAAAUGUGAUUCCACUUUUUUCCAAAAAGGGAAUAUGUUAUUCUUUUAUUGGAAAACUCCCCAAAUUUAGUUAUGUAAGUGGAUUAGAUGGUAUGAUUCAGCAGGGAGAAAAAAUAUAUGAGCUUGUCAUGGAUAAUAAAGCCAAUGUGUUUAUCGUCUAUGGAGAAUCUACCACCAUGGGGACUUUGAGAUGGCUAACAUAUAUACCAACUUUAGCAGAUGUGAGAAGUAAACCAAAAGGAGUUGUAUGGAUACUGAAUGCCCAGAUUGAGUUUACUUCAUCAGCAUUUCAACGCACUUGGAGUACAGAAAUAAUCCAUGGUGCUCUCUCCUUCACAAUGCAUUCUGCUGACCCACCAGAGUUUAAAUCAUUUCUUGAGAAAAAAAAUCCCUUCAGCACUAAGGAAGAUGGAUUUAUCAAUCUGUUCUGGGAAAAUGUUUUCAACUGUGUUUUCCCUAAUAUGGUUAAGAGUGAUGUGCCUGAGAAUAUUUGUAAUGGGACAGAAAAUCUGGACACCCUUCCUGGGCCUUUUUUUGAAAUGAAAAUGACUGGCCACAGCUACAGCAUCUACAAUGCUAUUCAUGCCUUAGCUCAUGCUUUACAUGCCAUAUCCUCCUCAAAACUUAAAAGAGGUAUGAAAGACAGAAGAGGAGGGAAGAUCCAUCAUCAAGACUUCUGGCAGCUCCAUUACUUUCUGAGAACUGUCUCUUUUAACAAUAGUGCUGGGAAAUUAGUUUCCUUUGACCAGAAUGGGAUAGUAGCAGAUGGAUUUGAUGUUAUUAACUGGAUUGUUUUCCCAAACCAAUCAUUUAUUCGAGUGGAAGUUGGGAAUGUAGAUUACUUAGCUCCUUCAGAUGAAAUGUUAACCAUCAAUGAUGAGAUCAUUACAUGGCACAACUGGUUUAAUCAGGUGCAACCUAUUUCUGCAUGCAGUGAGAGCUGUUAUCCUGGUUUUAGCAAAAAAGUGAAGGAAGGAGAGCCGUUUUGCUGCUAUGAUUGCAUCCCUUGUCCAGAAGGGAGAGUUUCAACUGAGAAUGACAGAAAUGAAUGUUCUAGAUGCAAAGAGAAAAACUAUCCCAGCAAGAAAAGGGAUUUCUGUAUUCCCAAAAUUAUUAGUUUCUUGUCUUAUGAAGAACCUUUAGGGAUCAGUUUAGCCUCUUUUGCACUUUCCUUUUCUUUGACCACAGUUAUUGUGCUAAGUGUAUUUAUGAGGAACCACAACACUCCCAUAGUCAAAGCUAACAACCGGGACUUGACCUACACUCUCCUCAUCUCCCUCCUGCUCUGCUUCCUUUCAGUGCUACUAUUCAUUGGCCAGCCUGGAAAAGUGACCUGUCUUCUCCGACAAACAACUUUUGGCAUGGUCUUCUCAGUGGCUGUUUCUUCUAUCUUGGCAAAAACCAUCACAGUAGUUCUAGCAUUCAUGGCCACCAAACCAGGAUCCAGAAUGAGGAAGUGGGUGGGUAAAAAAUUAACCAAUGCCAUUGUUCUUUCCUGCUCCCUGAUCCAAGCAAGCAUCUGUACAUUGUGGCUGACAAUGGCUCCCCCAUUCCCAGAUGUUGAUACGAUCUCAGUGACUGAAGAAAUUAUCCUGCAAUGUAAUGAAGGCUCUGUGAUCAUGUUUUAUUGUGUCCUUGGCUAUAUGGGUUUCCUGGCUCUUAUCAGCUUCACCACAGCUUUUCUUGCCAGGAAAUUACCUGACAGUUUCAAUGAAGCCAAGUUCAUCACCUUCAGCAUGUUGGUCUUUUGCAGUGUUUGGUUGUCCUUUGUCCCAGCAUACCUGAGCUCCAAAGGGAAAUACAUGGUGGCUGUGGAGAUCUUCUCCAUCUUAGCAUCUGGUGCUGGGCUUCUGGGUUGUAUAUUUUCCCCAAAAUGUUAUAUUAUUGUGUUCAAGGCUGAGCUGAACAACAGGGAACAAUUAAUAAGAAGAAAGGACUGA